This is a messenger RNA of Amaranthus tricolor (Joseph's coat), 1961 nucleotides long. RefSeq lists its product as uncharacterized. Gene Ontology annotation, biological process: rRNA base methylation. Gene Ontology annotation, molecular function: rRNA (cytosine-N4-)-methyltransferase activity. NCBI's taxonomy places the organism in Eukaryota, Viridiplantae, Streptophyta, Magnoliopsida, Caryophyllales, Amaranthaceae. The transcript has 7 exons. Bases 72 to 1490 code for a protein of 472 amino acids. The record is from RefSeq and is a predicted model, not a curated record.
GAUUUGCUAUUACUAACGAUAGACUUCUUGUAAGACCCUUUGGAGAAAAUAGGAGAGUGAAGGGGAAAAAAAUGGCACGAACAAUAUCAGCCUCACUGAAGCUUAUCUCCCUCAAAUUGUCUUCUCAAUCUCUCUUCGCCAUUUCUCGAACUGUUUCCUUCAGCACCUUCCAUAAUCCUACCUCCAAGACGAAGAAGCAGUCGGUAAAGAGGAGGGAGAAAGCGAAGAAACCAUUGAUAACUACUUCUACUGUUGCUUUGGCAUCAAAUUCAGCUUCCUCAUCUUCGAAAUCUAAAUUGAAAUCAUCUUUUGAGAUGGUGAAGAGGAGAACUAGGUCGGAGAAGGAAUUUGAUGCUAAUUAUAUUAAAAGUUAUGGAGAUGAAGAAAGUCAUAUUCCUGUUUUGCUUGGUGAAGUGUUAGAUGUUUUUUCUUCUUCCUUUCGCCUUCAUUCUUUCGUCGAUUGUACUCUUGGAGCUGCUGGACAUUCUUGCGCUAUAAUUCAAGCUCAUCCAGAACUGCAAGCUUAUAUUGGACUGGAUGUCGAUCCCGUAGCCCAUGAAAAGGCUCAAUAUCGAAUCAAUAAUAUGCUUAACAGCAUGCCUUCCAAUACAAAUAUAAAUCCGAAAGCUCAUUUGCAUUUGAGGAACUUUAGAGAAACUAAACAAGUAAUUGGCCAUGUUGAGGAGCAGCUUUUGUUAUCUGGAGUUGAUGGAAUUUUGAUGGAUUUGGGAAUGUCUUCAAUGCAGGUCAAUGAUGCUGAAAGAGGGUUCAGCAUGCUUAACAGUGGGCCAUUGGAUAUGCGAAUGGAUCCUAAGGGUAGUUUAACAGCAGAGGAUAUAGUCAAUUCUUGGCCACCAAAUGAGAUUGGGAGAAUCCUUCAAGAGUAUGGAGAAGAAAGUAACUGGUAUUCACUCCAGAACAAAAUUGUCAAGGCUCGUCUAAGUGGUGGGUUGCAUUCAACUGGUGAUUUGGUUGAUCUUAUUCGCGGUACAACAUCUAGAAUAAAAGGAGGUAGGCAGGGUUGGAUUAAGACUGCUGCACGAGUUUUCCAAGCCCUAAGGAUUGCCGUUAAUGAUGAACUCAAAAUCUUGGAGGAGUCUCUUUACUCAUGCUUCGACUGCCUGAGCCCCGGUGGCAGGCUCGCAGUCAUUUCCUUCCAUAGUUUGGAAGACAGGAUCGUAAAACAAACCUUCCUCAACAUAAUCAAUAAUAAUAACAUUCAUAAGAAAGGAGGCAAAGCUGAAAAAGAGGGAGGAAACGGUGCCGAGCCAAAAGAGUUUAACUUCUACCCUGCUAAAAACGAUACUUGGAUUAAACAAGUAGUACAGGGCCCUGCUGGGAUAAUCCUCACUAAGAGACCUAUAACCGCAUCUACCGAGGAAGAGAAAUUAAACUCGAGAUGUAGGAGUGCUAAGCUCAGAGUUCUUCAAAAGCUGACGUCUCAAAAACAAAGACAACAAUUAUUUAGAGGACUCCAUAUCUGCUUCUGAGAUUAAUUAUUGCAAGUGUUGGUGAAUCCUCUACAAGCAGAUGGGAUGGAAUUUUUUUUUUAGGUGGUGAGAAUCAAACCUCCAUCACAAAGGUGAUAAAGAAAGUUAUUAACCGUCAGUCACAUCAACCUAUGAUUCUCAAUUUUGAGUAUAAAAAGACGAUUGACCCUUGUAAUUCUGAAUUUGCCCGGUUGUAUGAAUUGUAUUCCUCUAUCUCUUAAAAUUUGCUAUUAAAAGUGACAUAUUGUAAAGGAAAAUAUUACUAUUAGUAAGAGAAUCAAUUAAAGGAAAAUAUCCCUUUCAAUAAUAAACUCAAAAGGAUAAAAAAAGUAAUACUCAUAUAAUUCCGAGUAUACUAUGACUAAAAUGGUUGGCCUCCUUAGAAUAAAAAAGAAAUGAAUGAAUAACACAGCAAGAAGGCAGCAGCCAUAACAGUCUUGCUUAACCAUUGAAAGGUCAUAUACUCAUAUC